UGCAGCACGCAGCACCCAACCAGCCAACCAGCCAGCAGUAGUAGUAGCGACGACGGCAAUACACGUAGCAACCAGCCAGCUAGCCAGCAAGCAAGACAAAAGCAGCAGUAGUAGCCCGUAGCUCCUUGGCCUAUCUAUCCGGUGACAAGUCAGUUGAGUCAGUGGAAGACUGAAGGUGCGCCACCCUGUUCCAGAGACUACCCGGACGAGCGUGUCCGGUGCCGGGCCAGUCAGCGUCACGUCCUGUCACAGUGCGAAGAACCCACUAGGGUGUGCCCAUCCCUAGCUGUUCUGGCGUCGCCGUCCCACGUCGCCGUCGAGCUGCUGUUGUUGUUGUUGUUGUGGUCUUCGACGCGGUCUGGUAUAGCAGCAACAGCAAUCCAAAUCCUUCGCGUAGCGCGUGUGAUCGGUUUGCAGGGCUCGAGCUUGAGAUCCACCAAUGUGCACAACGCGAUCCUGCCAGUAACCAGCCAGCGGCCAGACCUGCGCCGGUUCGUCCUGUCGUCGAGUCCAUCCCAAGCGCGGGCAGCGGAAGGGCUGCAAGAGAGCAGUAGCAGAGUAGAGUAGAGGUGCGAGCUGCCUGCCAAUGUCGGUGUCGUCGGUGAUGUGCAUCCGAGGAGCCGAGUAGUGGGGCCUUCGCUCUCGCUUUAUCCCCAGAGAAGCCUACACACCCAAUCAGCCCACCAGCCCAGAACAGACCGGACCAGACCGGACGCCCGCACCUAUCGCCCGCUUACCCUGCCCACCAAGAGUCUCACGGGGCACGGGCUGGAUUCCCAGAAACGAGCGAGCAAAAAGCACAUAGUGUCCGCGCUCGUGUGCGUGUGUGUAAUACUCCGGCUGUUUGAGACGCCAUGAGUGCGCGGUGUCGGUGUGCGUGCUGUCCGCGAUAAGAGCCUCGAAGUCACCACCCGGGGGUGCGAUCCGUGUGUGUGAGUGUGUGUGUGUUUGGCGAAAGGCAGAGUGCAGCUCCCUUUCUCUCCAUCCCUCGCCCGAUCGUUCGCUCGUUCGCUCUCCUUCUUUCUCCAAUCAAACCCCUUGUUAUAACGCCCGCGCGCGCGCGUGCGUGUGUGUGUGUUUGUGUGUGACGCAGAACCGGAACAGGACGACGGACUGAGCAUCCGCAACAAUCAACCGGGAAUCUCGAGCUCCAGCUUCAGCACCGACGACGACGUCGACGACGACAACUACGACGACGACGGCGGCGGCGUCGGCUGCGGGCCAGCGGCUGUCACCAUGGCGUACGGUACAUCACCGGGCGAGGACGACGAUCAAUACCGGGUGCCGCUGAUAGCGAAGCUGCUGCACGCCCUGCCCCACUACAACAUCUCCUUUCAUCGCAUCAACAACACGUUUCGCCCAUCAAACGAAGUUUAUCUCGAGAGUCUCGGCAUACUCGGCUCGAUACCGGCGGCCCUGCUCAUCGUCUCGCUGUUCGGGCUGCUGCUCUACCUGCUGACGCGCUGCUGCGACCGGAAACCCCGCCCAGCGCACUCGAUCACCAGCCUGAAGGUGACGCUCUCGAUCGUGACGGUGCUGUGCUGCGCGGCGAUCGGUCUCGGUCUCUACGGCAACGAUGAUCUGCACAAUGGGCUGCUCGAGGUGCUGCAGGCCGGCCGCAAGGUGGACGAGGUCGUCUCGUCCGUGCGCAACAAAACGUUCAUCCUCGAGAACACGCUCACGAUGAAGAUCCAGCAGCAGCUGACCGAGCUGGAGGACAUCUUCGAUCAGAAGGCGAGCAACCAGACGGCACUGGCCCAGCUGCAGCAGGCGCUGCUAACGGCCAAGGGUAACAUCACGAUCGCGAAGAACGCGGCGAACGAUAUCCGCCGGCCACUGGUCGGUCUCACCAUCAUCGACUUCCUCACGCGUGGCGACCAGUGGGAGCUGAUACGCUGGCCGGGCACGGUCGCGAUCCUGGCGCUGCUGCUGGUGCUGUGCGCGGUACUGCUGGUCGGCGUUGCCCGCCACUCGCGCUGCGCACUCAUACUGUUCAGUGUGUGCGGGCUGCUGGCCGUCACUGGGUCGUGGCUCAUGUCCGGCCUCUACCUGUCGACGUCGGUUGCGGUCGGCGAUCUCUGCAACGAUCCGGCCGACUUCCUGGUGCACCAGGCGCCGCACGAGCUCCCGGCCGACAUCCUGCUCUACUACACGCAGUGUGACAUCUCGCGCUCUAACCCCUUCACCCAGCGGCUCCGCGAGUCCCAGAACGCCAUCAACAAUGCGCGCAACGCGAUGAGCACCGUCUCCAAAAUCUCGCCGGUGCUGUUCAAGAAUGCGGGCCUGGCACCCAAGCUGGGCUCGGUCAAUGCCGACAUCAAGCUGUGCGAGCGGCUGCUGACCGGGCUAACGGCACUCGUCGACUGCCGAGCGGUCCACUAUAGCUACCUCGUGGCGACCCGGGGCCUGUGCGAGUGCGGCUUGCUCGGGCUGGUGCUGAUGCUUGUCGCCAGCUUCAUGGCCGCCAUCCUGCUCACCAUCAUGGUGUGGGUGGACUCGCACACCUGGAUCUACAUCCGCAAAAGGAAUGACUACGCCCAGGUGGAGGAACAAUCGUACGUCUCGCACCAGCUGCAUCCGCAGAACCAUCAAACGCUCAAUACUCGCACACUACCACAUCAUCCCAAAGGACCACCGGUCAUCAGUGGUUCACACACGAUCGGACACCCCGGUCGGAACGCGAAGCACGAGCUGAGUCAGCAACAGCAGCAGCAGCAGCAGCACCAGCAGCAACAGCAGCAGCACCAGCAUCCGGGCAGUCAAGCGCACCAACAGCAACAGCAGCAGCUACACCAUCAGCAGGCACACGCCCAGGCUCAAGCGCACCUGCUGCACCAUCACCAGGCGAUGAUGCGGGCCGGCGGUACGCACACGCUCGGCCGCCUACCCUCGCACAGCAGCCCCACGCACCUGCACGGUCCCAACAAUGGCAAGUACGCCACCCUCAGUAAGCACUGCAAGACGCUCGACGCCAACGACUUCUACUGAAGCUA
Messenger RNA from Anopheles darlingi, 2993 nucleotides. RefSeq names its product protein tweety-like. The record is from RefSeq and is a predicted model, not a curated record. Lineage: Eukaryota; Metazoa; Arthropoda; Insecta; Diptera; Culicidae. The coding region runs from base 1237 to 2988 and encodes 583 amino acids. Gene Ontology annotation, cellular component: plasma membrane. The transcript is spliced from 7 exons. Gene Ontology annotation, molecular function: intracellularly calcium-gated chloride channel activity; volume-sensitive chloride channel activity.